Messenger RNA from Hyaena hyaena (striped hyena), 1413 nucleotides. It is a transcript of the gene LYAR, whose product is annotated as Ly1 antibody reactive. The record is from RefSeq and is a predicted model, not a curated record. NCBI's taxonomy places the organism in Eukaryota, Metazoa, Chordata, Mammalia, Carnivora, Hyaenidae. Gene Ontology annotation, biological process: rRNA processing; negative regulation of transcription by RNA polymerase II. Bases 235 to 1389 code for a protein of 384 amino acids. Gene Ontology annotation, cellular component: nucleolus. Gene Ontology annotation, molecular function: DNA binding. The transcript is spliced from 9 exons.
GCGCGCAGGCGCGCGGGGCGGCCGCGAAGCGGGUCCUGCUCCUGGAAGCUCCGGAGGGAGGCGGCUGCGGCGCCGGCCCGGCGGCUGCGUUUCCACGUGCUCCUCGCGGCCGGUUGAAACCGUUGGCGGGCCCUGGCCGAGAGGUGAGGGGCGGCGGCCCGGGGCGCUGGGGCUCAGAGGGACAAGAUUUUUAAACCUAUCUUGGAUAGAGGAUACCUAACCAUUUAGCUAAAAAUGGUCUUUUUUACAUGCAAUGCAUGUGGCGAAUCUGUGAAGAAAGUGCAAGUGGAAAAGCACGCAGCUGUUUGCAGAAACUGCGAGUGCCUGUCUUGUAUUGACUGCGGUAAAGAUUUCUGGGGUGACGACUACAAAAACCACGUGAAGUGCAUCAGCGAGGAACAGAAGUAUGGCGGCAAAGGUUACGAAGGUAAAACCCACAAAGGCGACGUUAAGCAGCAGGCGUGGAUCCAGAAAAUUAAUGAAUUAAUAAAAAGACCCAACGUGAGCCCCAAAGUGAGGGAACUUUUAGAGCAAAUUAGUGGUUUUGACAACGUUCCCAGGAAAAAGGCGAAAUUUCAGAAUUGGAUGGGGAACAGUUUAAAAGUUCACAAUGAAUCCCUUCUGGAGCAGGUGUGGAAUAUCUUUUCUGAAGCUUCCAGCAGUGAACCAGUCGGUAAGGGGCCACACCGACAGCCACGCGACCAAGCAGUCAACCCGCCCAGCACAGAACUUUCCACAAAGGUUCCGGCCUCCCAGACAAAUGACACCACAGAAAAGCAAGCAGAUGUGAAGAAGAAUAAAAGAGAAAGGAAGGAAGAAAGGCAGAAGAAUAGAAAAAAAGAGAAGAAAGAACUAAAAUUAGAGGGCCACCAGGAGAAUUCAAAGAGUCAAAAGCCUAAGAAGCGCAAAACAGGGCCAGCAGCCGCGCAGGAGGCUGGAGGGGACGCCCCGGGCUCUGCAGGGAAGAAGGGCUGGAGCGAGGAGGGCAAGGCCCCGGCGGCGGCGGUGGAUGGAGCCGGAGCCGCCGGGGAGGAGCCGCUGGAGCCGCGGCCCGGGAAGAGAAAGCAGAAGCACAUGGAAGAUGAAGCAGAUACUAAGAAGAAAAAGAAAAAGUUGUCAGAACAUUCUCAGGGUGGCGAACCAGAAAACCAUGAGGCUCCUGCAAAAGGUAAAUUCAACUGGAAGGGAACUAUUAAAGCAGUUCUGAAACAGGCCCCGGACAAUGAAGUAGCGAUCAAAAAGCUCAGGAAAAAGGUUUUGGCUCAGUAUUACGCGGUGACAAAGGAGCACCACAGAUCGGAAGAGGAGCUCCUGACCAUCUUUAACAAGAAAAUCAGCAAGAACCCCACCUUCAAGUUAGUAAAGGACAAAGUGAAGCUUUCGAAAUGAACAUUUUUAUACUCAAAAAUCGAA